CUCGCGUAUUACUGUUCCUGUGCUGCCAAGCAGGGCCUUUAUAAUAUCUCAGCCACCAGCCAUUGCUCCGAAGGCAUUCGCAUUCUCUCUCACUCGAUCUUUGCCGUGCCACUGCACUGUCGUCUAUCAUGGCCACGGACAAUAUCACGAAUGUCUACACUGGACCAGACUCACUGAAACACUACUUCGACCCGGAUCAUGCUCCACCACUUCCUCUCGUCGAGCUCCCAGCACAUCUCAACCCGUACUACGGAGAUGGUGUCCGGAUAUACGCCAAGAUGAUGUCUUGUCAUCCAGCCAACAACGUCAAAUGCAUGCCAGCAAUGAACCUUCUGUCAAAAGAAGUCGUGCCAAACAAAACCAAGACGAUCGUCGAAUACAGCAGUGGCUCCACAGUCAUUUCGAUGUCAAUGGUAGCACGAGUCUUCCACAAUAUCAACGACACCCACGCCUAUCUCAGCAACAAGACGAGUGAAGCGAAGCUGCGACUGAUGCAGUUCUUCGGUUUGAAGCUGACACUCUUCGGCGGACCGUCACAGCCUGAGCCGACAGACGAACGAGGCGGGAUUCAGAGCGCACGGAUGCAGUCGCAGCAGUCGGAGUCGAUCAUCAACCCCAAUCAGUAUGAGAAUGAUGGUAACUGGCAAUCACACGUACGAUGGACAGGACCACAAAUCCUUCGACAACUUCCGGAAAUAACCCUCAUUUGUGCUGGUAUGGGGACUUCGGGCACGAUGACUGGUCUGGGGACGUACUUCAAGCAAGCGAAGCCCUCUGUCUUCCGCCUCGGCGUUGUGACUGCGGCUGGCGAUCGUGUUCCUGGACCUCGAUCAUAUGCACUUCUGGCACCAGUCGAAUUCCCUUGGAAAGAAGCCAUUGAUCACGUCGAGCAUGUCGGUUCGCACGAUUCAUUCGCUCUGUCGCUUGAGCUCUGCAGAAAUGGAUUACUCUGUGGCCCAUCAUCUGGUUUCAACCUCAAAGGCCUUUUCAAUCUCCUCGAAAAGCGUAAAGCGGAUGGCACGUUGAGCGACCUACGAGCGGAAGACGGCCUCGUACACAGCGUCUUCCUCUGCUGCGAUCUUCCAUACCAAUACAUGCAAGAAUACUUCGACAAACUCGGUCCACAGAGUUUUCCGCCCAUCACAAACGAAGUAAGUCCCACCUCUUCCCUACCUAUCCCAUCCCAAAAAGAACCCCAACUAACCACCCUCCCUCCCAGCACCUCACAAAAGUCGACCUCUACCGCUACGACGAAGCCUGGGAACUCCCCCCCACCACAGCCCUAAUAACUCCCCUCUCAAACCCCUCCACCCUAAUAAUCGACUUCCGCCGCCAAUCCGNUUCUUCACCCCGGACCUCCUAUCGACCCAAUGGCGCGAACUCGAAUCUUUAUUCUCAGAAUCAUAUCUCCAAUCACAAUUCCAAAAUCGAAAGAUUCUCUGUCUUUGCUAUGAUGGAGAUACGGCGAGAGUGGCGACUAGUGUUUUGCGAGCAAAGGGGUUCGAAGCGGAGAGUGUGAAGGGUGGGCAUAGAGCUCUUGAGAAAACACAAGAGUUUCAGAAAAUGUAUGAGGAGGAGCAGAAGGGGAAAGAGGUUGCGAGGCAAGAUAGGCAGAGGAAAGCGGAUUCGGUGAUUGAUGGGAAAAGUGAACGGUCUUCUGCUUCGUCUUCGGCGGCGGUGAGCGAUGAGAGUGAGUCUGAGGGGGAGAAGAAGGACGGAGAAUGAUACUGAGAGGGAAAAAUUAUUCUUUUCUGUCAAUAUAUCUUUUUUUGCGUUGUCGAUGCGAGAUAGAUUGCACCGUCGCCGGACGUUCGGCAUUGGGAAAAGGGAAAGCAAAAGGGUGUCUCGUGAUAGAGCAGACUUUAUCGUCUGCAUUGUUCGAAUUAUGAUUUUGGUUUCUUAUGUCUCCUUGCGGCUGGAAUACUGAAACCCCAUCUGAUUCCCAUCCCACUCCAAUGGCUAUACGCCAUCUAGCACAAAUUCAGCGCUACCAUCAAUGUACAUGUUAAAAAGGCGCCACUCAUGGCGCAAAAAUCAUCAUCAUCAUCAUACACCAUGCA
Molecule: messenger RNA, 2060 nt
Organism: Cercospora beticola
Lineage: Eukaryota; Fungi; Ascomycota; Dothideomycetes; Mycosphaerellales; Mycosphaerellaceae
Source: RefSeq, a predicted model, not a curated record